AUGACGUCAUCAGGAUGUAAAUGCAGUGCCUCGCGGCCUGAACGGUCUUUUUCCUCUUCAGUGUAGUCAGGGCGGUAGGCCUUCGCUCUGUCUCUGAAACAUCCAACACCGAACCAGCAAAAUGAUCAUCUACAGGUGCAUCAUCUCCAAUGAUGAGAUGUUCUCGGACAUCUACAAAAUCAAAGUGUCCGACAAUGGCAUCUUCUUCGAAGUCGAAGGAAAGACCACCACCAGGACAGAGGAUUUUGAUGAGAGACUAAUUGGGGCCAACGCCUCUGCAGAGGAAGUAGCAGAGGGCACUGAAUCAUCCUCUGUUUCUGGCGUAGACAUCGUCCUCAACCACAAUCUGCAUGAGACGGGCUUCGACAAGAAGGGUUUCACCUCUUACAUUAAAGAAUACAUGAAGGCCAUUAAGGCGAGGCUGGAAGAGACUGAUCCGGACAGAGUGAAGCCUUUCAUGGCUGGCGCCCAAGAUGAAGUCAAGAAGGUCUUGGCAAACUUCAAAAACUACCAGUUUUUCACAGGAGAAUCCAUGAACCCAGAUGGCAUGGUGGGACUGCUAGACUACCGCGAGGACGGCAUCACGCCAUUCAUGCUUUUCUUCAAAGAUGGUCUGGUGGAAGAGAAAUGCUAACUACCUGGAACCACAUCUGCUUUUCAAUUGACUGCUGCUUUCCAAAUGGCCCCAUGAGCGAAGGAAUGAAAUGAAGGAUCAUUUUGAAUUAUGACGGAACAGAAACAUUUCUUGUACAACUUUGUCAUAUUCACAUUUAGGCCCAUUGCACUAUGGCCAAGGCUGGGUAAAUCAAACGUGAUUAGUCACUGAAUAUAGUUUUUAACUUUUUCUUUUUGGCUUUUGCGGUGUUUGAUUUUUUUUACCCAGGAUUGGCCCAGUUUUUUGAUGGCUGAAAGUAUUGGCAGGACAGUGGGCGAAGCUUUGACUGAAUACAAAAUGGUUUUUCUUCUGCCUGCGUAUUAUUUUAAUGAUCUAUACAGGUAAACUUCAACAGACCUCUUGUUUAUGGUUGCAUUAAAUCUGACUCCAUCUAAAGUGAAAAUACUUCUGGUUCAAUUUCAAAAUAAAAUCUAGUACCACCA
Messenger RNA from Epinephelus lanceolatus (giant grouper), 1098 nucleotides. Its product is annotated as translationally-controlled tumor protein homolog. Gene Ontology annotation, cellular component: cytoplasm. Gene Ontology annotation, molecular function: calcium ion binding. The record is from RefSeq and is a predicted model, not a curated record. NCBI's taxonomy places the organism in Eukaryota, Metazoa, Chordata, Actinopteri, Perciformes, Serranidae.